This is a messenger RNA of Penicillium chermesinum, 852 nucleotides long. RefSeq lists its product as uncharacterized. NCBI's taxonomy places the organism in Eukaryota, Fungi, Ascomycota, Eurotiomycetes, Eurotiales, Aspergillaceae. The transcript has a single exon. The coding region runs from base 1 to 852 and encodes 283 amino acids. The record is from RefSeq and is a predicted model, not a curated record.
AUGACUGCCCUCCGCGCUGGCCGGGCUGCUUGCUUGCAGGUCCGCGGUUUUGCAACUACUCCAGGCCUUCGUGUUGGCCCAGAGUCACCAAACUUCAUCGACGUCCCUAAAACUUACCAAACCCGCACUCCUGUGAAGCCCUCCGUCAAAGGUACACUUCCUGUGCCUCGUGAAGUCUUUCCGCCGCGCCGCGCCGACAAACCCUCCAAAAAAUACCUCGACGAUGUCGCCCGAGAACCUUUGACCAAGAAGGAAGGCACAGUCUCUGAGAAACAGGCAUUCAAAAUCGAGAUGGCUGGUCGGCGGCGACAUCAUCUCCGAAAGGGGCUUAAUCAAUUGUACGAACGCAAGCGCAAAACGGACAACGCCAUGUUCCAGCAAAGUCUUGAGAGCCAGCUUCGACGAGAGCGUAUCCUGCGACAACCCGAGCCAGAAGACGAGCGUUUGACUCGAUCUUCCGUUGUCGAGGAUAUGCAGCCGCUGAAACAUUCGACUCUCCCGGAUCCGAACCGCGAGCAACGCCUUGCUCUUUCCCAAGCACGACUGGAGGCCUCCCUGGCGCAGAAGAAUGCGCAGCGCCAAGAAGAUAUCCAGGAACUCUACAUGAAUGCCCGCUCAUUCAUCACGACCGAAGAACAGCUCUCAGCGGAGAUUGAUCGUGUAUUCCCUGUCGGUGAGAACGAGGCCUGGCGCAAUGACCACCAAGAAGGCGCCAACAUCUGGAACCUUGGUCAACCUCCAACUGUCACAGCUCUCGUCAAUGAGACUCGGAAGAGUGAGACUACUCGCUGGGACGUGACCCAGGAACGACUCAAGAGACUCGGUGAACAAAUUACCGGUGGUAAGAUGUGA